This is a messenger RNA of Telopea speciosissima, 1661 nucleotides long. RefSeq names its product pirin-like protein. Bases 294 to 1298 code for a protein of 334 amino acids. The transcript is spliced from 7 exons. The record is from RefSeq and is a predicted model, not a curated record. NCBI's taxonomy places the organism in Eukaryota, Viridiplantae, Streptophyta, Magnoliopsida, Proteales, Proteaceae.
CCAACUGUUUGAUAAAAUUACCAACUGAAGCCUUAAGAAUCUCAGGUCAAGCUGACCAUUGGUGGAAGAUUUGAAGAAUCGAAAACAACAUUUGCUUGGGUUCCAAGUUCCCACCCACAUCAAGCUGACAAAUUAUUCUGUACUGUUUGAGAUGAUUUUGAAUAAGAGUGAUUGGUGACAUUAGAGAGUUCAUCAUCUUCUUUUUUUCUUCCUCAACCUUCCAGUAGUAUCUGAAGUCGUUGCAGAUAUAUACUUAUAAAACCAGAGUCAAAGAUUGCAAUCCAACAAAAUCCAUGAAGGCUAUAAACAAUCGGUUCCUGUUCAACCUGUCUCUGAUCAAAAUCAAAACCAAAAUCACAACCAACGUCGUCGUUCCUUCUUUGAUCAAGAACAUGUCGACAGGGCAUCAAACAUCUGGUUUUAGUAAUUACAGAUUGGUGGCAAGGAAGUUUCUAGCUCAGCCUGAAAAUGAAGGAGAAGGAGCUUUUGUUAGAAGAAGCCUUGGAAGUAUGGAAUUGAGGCGUUUUGAUCCUUUUCUACUGUUGGAUGAUUUCUCUAUUACUCAUCCUGCUGGAUUUCCUGACCAUCCACAUAGAGGUUUUGAGACUGUUACAUACAUGUUGGAGGGAGCAGUCACUCAUCAAGAUUUUGCAGGACAUGAAGGCACAAUAAGAACUGGUGAUGUACAGUGGAUGACUGCUGGUCGAGGGAUAGUUCACUCAGAAAUGCCUGCAGGAGAAGGUCCCAAUAGGGGCUUGCAGCUUUGGAUAAACUUAUCUUCGAAGGACAAAAUUAUUGAGCCUAGAUACCAGGAGUUGCUUGGGGAGGAGAUCAAGAGGGCAGAGAAAGAUGGGGUUGACGUCAGAAUUAUAGCAGGAGAAUCCUUUGGCAUCAAGUCUCCGGUAUUCACUAGGACACCAGCAAUGUUCCUUGAUGUCAUCAUGAAACCGGGAGCUGAAUGGCACCAAAGCAUCCCAGAGUCCUGGAACUCAUUUGUGUAUGUCCUCGAAGGGGAGGGUUGCUUUGGGUCCUUGAAAUCUUCACCAGCUACAGCUCACCAUCUCUUGCUCUUAGGCCCAGGGGAUGGGCUCAGUGUCUGGAACAAGUCCGCCGAGCCGCUGAGAUUCGUCCUGAUCGGUGGGCAGCCCCUGAAUGAACCUGUUGUUCAGUAUGGGCCCUUUGUGAUGAACACACAAUCUGAGAUCCAAAGAACUUUCGAAGAUUAUCGUCUUCACCGAAAUGGUUUUGAAAAGGCUAGGUAUUGGAAAUCUCAACCUGUCUCAAGUUCAAAAAAUUGAAAUAUGUCGAUCAGGUUUGGAUCUGAGCCAAAGCAUGUCCACCUUGAAAGCAAGGUUAGAAUCUAUAUCUCUGAAUUAAGAUGGAAGGCUGGGAGCAGUGAAGGAAGAACUCUGAUUAUUCAUGUGACAGAAAAUUAUUCUAAGCCUUCAUGAUCCAAAUGGAAAAAUACAACUGCUGUACAGUUCAUGAUGAGACUGCACAUUUUAUCUUUAACUAGAUUUCAUUCUUUGGUUUUCCUAUUCCUUCUGUUACUGCAGCAGGGUCCUGCUUUGGGGCAAAUUGGAAAGGAUCCAUUUUCACUUGUGAUUAAUUCUUUGUAUCUUUAGUGUAUACAAAUGUUUCUUUUUGUGAGAUUUAUUUUU